GACUGCGCUCAUUAACAGGCAAGGAGCGGACAGGGGAGCAGCUGAGCUCUCCGGGGCCAUGGAGUAGUACUGCAGGAACGGAAAAAAAAAAAGAAAAACAACAACGAUAAUAAUAAUACCAGUAUUUAUCGUUAGAAUAAAAUAAAUCAGCUUCUUGCCCGAAAGCUGACAUGUUCAAGCGCAGAAGAAACUAAAAUAUUCGCCCCGACAAAAAAUACCAGGGUUUUGUCGGUGACACCAGAAGGUUGGAUUGAAUCUGCCUCACAAACUCGUCCAAGAUGUCCACGGAGGAGAUGCGCGCGGAGAUCGCGCGCUUGACCAACGAGCUGCACGAGACCACGCGCGAGAAGAUCCAGGCGGCUGAGUACGGGCUCGCGGUGCUGGAGGAGAAGCAGGCGCUCAAGCAGCAGUACGACGAGCUCGAGGGAGAGUAUGACAGCGUCCGACAAGAGCUGGACCAGCUUAGAGAGGCGUUUGGACAGGCUCAUUCCAACCAGAGGAAGGUGGCGGCUGAUGGUGAGAGUCGGGAGGAAUCUCUGCUCCAGGAGUCAGCAUGUAAGGAAGCGUACUAUGAGCAGCGCAUGCAGGAGCUACAGACCGAGCUCAGACAGGCACGCAAUUCCCUGACCAACACACAGUCAGAGAACGAGCGCCUGUCUACCAUCGCCCAGGAGCUCAGGGAGAACAGUCAGGUGGUCGAGCUGCAGAGGUCCCGACUCCGUGAUGACAUCAAGGAGUACAAAUUCCGUGAAGCUCGUCUGCUGCAGGACUACAGCGAGCUGGAGGAGGAAAACAUUGCUCUGCAGAAACAUGUGUCUGUGCUUAAACAGAGCCAGGUGGAGUUUGAGGGCCUGAAGCAUGAGAUUCGCCGUCUGGAGGAAGACACGCAGUUCCUAAACAGUCAGUUGGAGGAUGCCUUGCGUCUGAAGGAGAUAGCUGAGAGACAACUAGGAGAAGCUUUGGAAACCAUCAAGACCGAGAGGGAGCAGAAGGCAACUAUGAGGAAGGAACUGUCUCAGUACAUGAACAUCGGCGACUCCAUGUACCACAAUUCCUUGAGCAUCUCUCUGGAUGGGUUGAAGUUUAGCGAGGAUGUGAUGAUCGAGCCCAACAACGACGACCCCAUACACGGCUACGAAAACGGCUUUGACAAGAUCCCUGAUGCCGAAGACAACCGGAUGUCCACGCCCAAAAAGAGCCAGUUGUUCCAUCCGGCCCCCAGCCUCGUGGACGACUUGCUGAGUGAACUCAACAUCUGUGAAAUCCAGAAGCUUAAACAACAGCUUGUGCAGGUGGAGCGGGAGAAGGGGACGUUGCUGUCUACGCUGCAGGACUCACAAAAGCUGCUGGAGCAGGCCAAUGGCGCUCUGUCCGAUGAGCAUGAGAAGGUAAGCCGUCUUACUGAGAAUCUGAACGCCAUGCGCAAGCUUCAUGCCAGCAAGGAGCGCCAGUCAGCGCUGGACAACGAGAAGGAACGUGACAGCAAUGAGGACAGUGACUACUAUGAGGUGGACAUCAACGGGCCUGAGAUCCUGGAGUGCAAAUACAAGGUUGCUGUUUCCGAGGCUGGUCACCUAAAGGAAGAACUGAAAACCCUGAAGUCUGAAUACUCUACCUGCCGGUCAGAGCUUGAGGGGGAGAGAAGCCGAUUGGAGAGCCAGGUGGCGUCACUCCGGUCUGAGCUGAGCACCCUGGAGUGCAGCAGCCGCGCAGAGCGUGAGCAGCUGGCACGGAUGGAGAAAGAACUACGUCGGGCCAGUGAGGCAGCUGGCGAGAGCCAGGGAAGCCUGAGCGUGGCACAAGAUGAGCUGGCCACGUUUAGCGAGGAGCUCGCCAACCUUUACCACCACGUCUGCAUGUGCAACAAUGAGACGCCCAACCGUGUCAUGCUCGACUUCUACCGUGAGGGCAAAGCUAACGCUGGCACCAACAGCAACAAUCGGGGCAGCCCCGAGGGCCGUGGCCGUCGUUCACCCAUCCUGCUGACACGAGGCCUCUUCCCCACCCCUGAGGCAGAAUCUCCGUCCCCUGUCUCUUCCCCAGUAGCUGACCCACGCAAGGAACCAAUGAACAUCUACAACUUGGUGGCCAUCAUCCGUGACCAGAUCAGACACCUGCAGCUGGCCGUGGACCGCAGCACAGAGCUGUCUCGUCAGCGCCUGGCCUCUGCCGAGCUCGUUCCCACCGCUGACCGCGACCACGACGCCACUGUGGAAGAGAUCCUCAAGCUUAAGUCUCUUCUCAGCACCAAGAGAGAGCAGAUCGCCACUUUGAGAACUGUCCUGAAAGCCAACAAGCAGACUGCUGAGGUAGCGCUGGCAAACCUGAAGAGCAAAUACGAGAACGAGAAGGCCAUGGUGACUGAGACGAUGAUGAAGCUUCGCAAUGAGCUCAAAGCCCUGAAGGAGGAUGCUGCCACCUUCUCCUCCCUUAGAGCCAUGUUUGCCACACGCUGUGACGAGUAUGUCACCCAACUGGACGAGAUGCAGAGGCAGCUGGCAGCAGCCGAGGAUGAGAAGAAGACCCUGAACUCGCUCCUGCGCAUGGCCAUUCAGCAGAAGCUGGCUCUCACGCAGCGUCUAGAAGAUCUCGAGUUCGACCACGAGCAGACUCGCCGGAGCGGAGCCAACAGCAGGUCCAAGUCAGGCUCGUCCCGGGCGAAGGCCGCUCACAACUCUGCACAGUCGCAUGUAAGUCCAUCCCUCACUGCCACCUGCGGUGGGCGCGGUGAGCCCAACGGCCUCCUGGGAACGCCGGUUGUGUUCUGCAGCGAAAAGUACAAGAUCUACUGCGACUAAAAGUGUUGUGUGGCAUGUUUUUAAACAGCGCUGAUCAAUGUACAAAGCCCCACUUACAUGUGCUCUCUCGCUCGCUCUUUGCUCUAUGGUAUGGUGUAUAAGUUAUCUUUAUGCCUUAUUUUGAUGUCUACCAGUGUGACAGUAGCUAGGUGAAAGAUGGCUCAUAGGAUAGCUGCCGUUCAUGUGUUUCCCAGAGGGCAGUUUGCUUCCUUCUGUACUCAAGGUGCUGUAUUUUCUGUGGCAGCUCCAUAUAGAGGAGCAUAUGUUAGCACGCAUGUGGUGUUCCUGACCACUAGUAACCUAAUGGCAUUGUGUUGUGCGUUCGUGGCGUAUACCUAGCUGCCGUCUACACCUCGGUAGAUCUCUUUUUCCCGUUUUCCCUUCUCUCUAUCACCACCUCCUGCCCUUUUAUUCCCUCUCUCUCCUGCCGCAAAAACCAUUUUUGGACACGUUGCAGCCCGUUCUCUAAUCAGGUAACUAAUGUUUACAUUGUAUACGUAUAUAAAUAUUUUAAUAUGCAAAUCCUCCACUUCUGAUAGUAGUGGAGGACCACUGGUGUUCUAAAGUAGAAAAAAAAAAAGUGAAAACAAAACAACGGGCUCCCAAAAAAAUUUAUGAGAGGUUUCUGCUCUGUCUUUACUCAAUGGUUGUGGGCAGGAGUGGGAUGUUAUUAGUAUUUAUUUCAAGUUUUUAGCCAAGACCCAAAUAGCUAAUUGUUUGCAUGCAAUUUGCUACUGUAGAUUCUUGGCUGCAAAAAAAGAAAAAAAAAGAAAAGAAAAAAUGUAUACUACAUAUUGUACUGUCCACCUCGAGCACACGUUAAAAACAGGGCUCUACGUGAGGAGAUAAUUAUUCUUUCUCUUUCUCUCUACAUAAAUCCAUCCAAAAAUGAAGAGAGUACUUCAUAGCCAUAACACUGGAGCAUAAAAGAGGAGGGAAAAAUCAGCUCCCUCUCUCAAAUUCAAGUGCACUUCUGCUAAGGAAUUCAGGUUCCAUGGUUUGCCAAAAAAAAGGCAGAUUUUGAUUAAUUGGUAAGAAAAAUUAAUAACAAAUAAAAAUAGCACCUUUUGAUGGGUGGUGAUUCAACUUGAAAGAGCACAACACGCAAGGCACAUUCUUUUACGAUGCAGAAAAGUGACAAAAACAUCACCUUUGGAAAAGUGCCUGUUUUUUGCUUUUUAUGGCAUCUGUUCAUUUCUCAGUGUAAAGCCCUGUCCUUUGUGUCUGACAGCUAGUCGUCAUUCUGCUUGUGUGUAAGUGUAUAUUGGCAUGUGUGUGUGAGAGUAAAUCCUCUCAUAUCAGAUGCCUUUCCCUUGCUCUUCUCCUACUGCAUUUUCAGCAGCUUGCUCCCUCUGCCUCAACACUUUUCCCUUAAUUACGCCUCUCAUAACGUAGUCAUAUCGCGAUGCACGCUCCUCUUACAUGAGUUUCAGUAACGCGCUGAAGUCCCAUGUUGAAGAAACAAACCAGCCGUGUUAAGUGUUCUGGUUUGUGAUGCGCAAGCUGAAUAUUUCCAUGGCACUACAUCACUACUAGUAGUUUAGUGAAAGAAACAAUAAAGCUUUAAAAUAGCAAGCUAAUGCUAGGGAAAUAAUAAUAAUAAAAAAAAGAGUGUGGGGUUUGUAGUUAUCUUAAACUUAUGCUGAUGAUGAAAAUGAAUUUUUUAGCUUUAUUAGCCUAAAAGCAGGGUUGAGGACAGAUGAGAAAGUAUAAAUGAUUAGGAAUUAUAUAUUCAUUAAUAAAGGAAUACUAUUCAGGUAAAAAGAAAAAAAAAAAAACCCUCCCAGGCCAGCUUCCUCCUACCCAGAGGAAAUGCACGUGUGUAAGUUUGUGUGUGUACGAAUCUGUGGAAGAUGUGAAGACCUCAGUCCUCAACUCUGCUUCUGCCUGUGCUGCAUUUAAAGCCCUUGCUAGGCCUUUAGAUAACGUACUGUAUCGAAGCUAUCGCUCGCGUCUUUUCUCACAAUCUCAUGUGAACACACAGCUUGGAUCUGACCACUCUUUUAAGUUCCUUCAUGCAUUUUAGAAGCUACAACAGAAGGAUUAAGAUCUGUUGGACUUUUUAAAACAUUUUAUGACACAAGCAAAGGUUAGGUAGUUUAGAAAUAAAAAGAAAUAAAUGGGCGAAAAUAGUGAAUUAAUGUUUAAAAUGUGAUAUUUUUUUUAUACACUCAAAUACCAUUUAUUCAGAUUACAGUAUGUUUUUUUUUUUUUAUUUAUUGUCCAUGGAGUGUUCUGUUUUGAGUCUGAGGAACUUAUUCCUACAAAUCCGGUUCCUUAUUGUCUGGCUCAGCAUUAAAACACACACCUGUCUUUCUACUAAAAUGCAUGCGACCUCUUCUGUAAUGCUUUUUGCAAGACAGGUAGAAUCUUAACAGGAGCUGGGCGGGGUUUUAAUACUUGUGAGCCAGUGGCUUUCCUACACAGUGGUUUUCUGGUGACUAACCUGUUAAUACUAUUGCUGCUUAUUUACUUUGGGUGACCAAUUAGACUUUUUCAUUUGAUCUCUGCAGUUCUUGCGAUCAUUUAAUUUAAAAUUUUAAAUGAUUUACUCAAACAAUUUUAAACUCAACAUUCUAAUAUCCAUUAUUUCUUUUUGAUUUUGCAGUUAAGUUCAGCUCCUAGCUGAGUGGGGAAACUCACCAUUCCAUCAUGCUGAUUAACUGGUUCUGCUUUUAGACCAAAGGAAAUCCACUAGGAGACUAAAAUAUCUGAUUUUUUUUUUUUACACAAUUUCCACACUUAAUUCUUACAGGAAAUAUUUGACAACUGAGUACGAACUAGCUUAACAUGGUUAGAUGUUAUCUAAAUAUGUAUUAAGAUAGGAAUCACCAGGGAACACCUGAUAAGAUAUUAUCAGGAUACCUAGGUGCUGAUUUGAACUUUAUUGCAAUUCUAAAAGUAUCACAAUUUUAUAAAUAUGAUUUAAUGUUUUUUUUUAUUGAUACAAUUCAAUACAAACUUGGCAAAUAAUUUUCUCAUACCAAACAGGAUGCUAUGCUAAAAACUUUAAAGUUCACCACCUGUAUGCUCACACCUUUGACCACCUCAAAUUCAAAUAUACAUAUAAAUAAAAAAAUUACUUUGGGUCCUGUGUGGCCUCACAAAAGAAUCACAAUACACAAUUAAAAUUAAUUAAAAUUUAAUAGGAAGCCGUGGCUUACAAAUCAACCUCGCCCACAAGAGUUCAGACUCUCAGUUUAAACUGAAAAACAAAGAAAUGUGUUAAACAGAAAUGAUUCUAUAACUAGUAGUUAUUUUAUUUUUAUUACUUUAUUUUUUUUUUUUUUGCAAACUCUGCACUUUUAAUAUAGGAAUAUAUUGCUUUUAUCAUUAAUCUAGGGUUAGGUUUGUAGUGCUUUGGAUUGUGAGUCAGUUUAUGUAUACGGUAUUACUACACAUAUAUAUUGGUAGUGAUAGUUUUUUUUUUUUCCUUUUUUUUCUUCUACGUAUAUGCACUCUGUAUGCAAAGAACAAAGAUGUACUCACAUAUCCAGACUACUCACACUGCAAACCAGUCCUAAUUGUAUUCUGUGAAAUGAAUUUAUGAGCAUUUUAUCAUUUAUAUUUUUUAUAGUCACUUGAUCAUUUAUAUAGUUAUUGUUCUUGUUUUUUUUUUUUCAUGUUUGUUCUACUGCCAUAAUCUAAAACAAAAUCCCGGGUGGUCAGAUGCUGGGCUUUUUUGUCUAUUUAUUAUUCUUAGGAAUAGCUCAAAGUGAACAUGGAGAAACUUGAUGAUAUUUUUUGGCUUAACACAGUAAAGCGUCCUGCAAGAAGAAGAAAAUCUACAAGAUUUUUAUUCUUCCAACGGCGCUUUGCUCAAGCUUUCAAAGGAUUGCUGGUUUCACGAAUUCUCUGCAAGCGUUACAAAUGAAAUUCCAAAUUGGAAUGGUCUCAUUCUCUCUUCAUUUAUCGUGCCAAGUCUCGGUACACCGUUUUACAUUUGAUACGAGGAAAAAAAAAAAUCCAAUCAGAAAGAAGAGGAUUGCUCCAAGUGGGGGUGAUUUAAAUAAAAUAAAUCACUUCUACUUUCAUGCCCUCCAUUUGAGUUGGUAUUUUAAUUUCUUUUUUGGUUGGUUGAUUUUUGCUCUUCGUUUUGACCAGUAGUGCCUUUCAUUGUUUCAAGAGAGAAUUAUAGUCUAGGAUUUAGUUUUCGUAGUUGUUUCCCUCUCCUGAAGGCAAGAGGAUUGACCAGGAUUUCUUCCUUCAGAGGAUGAUUAGAAGCAGCAAUAAGUGCAAACGAGACACAAUCAGUUUCAUGAGCGUGUGUUUUGUUAGACAUUAGGUAAGUGAAAUUGCAGGGAAUUCUUGAGAUCAGCGACCCUAUUAACAAAUUCAGGGGUUUUCGCAAAAGGUCUUUUUUUUAAAUCAAGUGAUGGGAAUCUGAAUUAAUCCUAUUUGCCUCAUAAUGAACAAAAAAAUGAGAGACGCUAGACACGGCGUCUGCAGGUGGAGAUUGGUGUGUCUAUAGCUUUGUUUGGUGAAGGUAACGUGUUAUUGAUAGUAUUUUGACAAAUGAGUGAACUCGUGUCCUCUUUUUGUCCAGUUUUUUUUUUUUAUCUUUUUUUUUUUAACAUAUUCUUUAAGCAUUGUGAUUUCAGGAAACAGAAAACAUUUUGCAUCAACAAGCUUAAAUAGUGCCAUGAAAGUCACAAUUGGUUUGUUGAGGCGCAAAAAACCCAAUUAAUGUUUGGGAAGUGAGUUUUUUUUAAAAAAGGUCAAUUAAGUGCAAUUCAGACUGCUGAUAUAUGAAGCAAAUGAGCUUUUCUGUUUGCUGGAAGCGAUAGUGUUGUGUUAUUCAGCUAGCUGAUAACUUUCUACAGUCAUAUUGUGUUCAGUAUUGAUCCGCAAGGAAAGUUUGAUACCUUUAUAUAAAAUAAUAAAUUCAUCCAUAUGUUGGUAUUUAUUUGAAAUAUUUUACAGUACUGUUAUCGAUAAUGUGCAUUAUGAUCGAUUAGUGAUGGAAAACGUCAUAUGCAUGUAAUUCUUCAGCUAUGGAACUUUUACACAGGACGGAAAACAAACCCGCUUAAAACAGGUUCAAAAUGUAAAAAAAAAGUGGGGCUUAAAUUGAUGAUUAAAAGAAAUGUGUUUAGAUAUUAAGUUGAUGUAUUUACCUCUGAACUAAUCCAGAAAAAAGUGUUGUUUUGUUUUCCUGAGAGGGAUACUCGUCUGUGUAAAGGUAGUCAUGCUGGUAAAAAUUUAAUAAAAAGGACUAAAACAUU
Clarias gariepinus (North African catfish) is the source of this 8023-nucleotide messenger RNA. It is a transcript of the gene bicd2a, whose product is annotated as protein bicaudal D homolog 2. Lineage: Eukaryota; Metazoa; Chordata; Actinopteri; Siluriformes; Clariidae. Gene Ontology annotation, biological process: regulation of microtubule cytoskeleton organization; protein localization to organelle; microtubule anchoring at microtubule organizing center. The transcript has 9 exons. Bases 279 to 2798 code for a protein of 839 amino acids. The record is from RefSeq and is a predicted model, not a curated record. Gene Ontology annotation, cellular component: Golgi apparatus; cytosol. Gene Ontology annotation, molecular function: dynactin binding; dynein complex binding; cytoskeletal adaptor activity.